CGUUUCUCUACGGUAUGGUGAAGAUGAUAGUGCUGUAGAGAUGCGCGCGCGUCGCCCCGCACUGCUGUACCAAUCGCCGCCCUGUGCGUACGUCACCCCACGCCGAUUUAGAAAUUAGUCAAAUAAUGGUUGUGUGUAACGUUCUCCGUGUAACCUCAAGGCUAGCUACGCGAUGCUGCGGCCGAGCACUCUAUAGCACAGAAAAUAAAGCACGAUUUUACACAAAGAAGCACGAGUGGGUGUCAGUGAGCGAUAACAUUGGGACAGUCGGCAUCUCUAACUAUGCACAGGAUGCAUUGGGCGAGGUGGUUUACGUGCAGUUACCAGACGUGGGCAAAGACAUCGAAGCUGGGGACGAGUGCGGUGCUCUGGAGAGUGUCAAGGCGGCCAGUGAAGUCUACAGUCCUGUAUCAGGCACGGUGACAGAAAAGAACACAGAGGUUGAAUCAAAGCCAGCGCUGAUCAACAAAUCAUGCUACUCCGAGGGCUGGCUGUUCCGCGUGAAGCUUGCAAAGCCCGAGGAGCUGCAGCAACUGAUGGACCAGGCCACCUACGACAAGUACCUGGAAGACCAUUGACCCACUUAGCUAUAGGACCGUAUUUAUAUUGUUGUUGUGUUCUCUUGCUUCCCAAACCUAUAAGAACAAUCUCCACAUCCAAUCCGCUACUCUAUAUGUAAGAUAACCUGAGGUAUCAGAACUCGUGUCACGUAUAAAAUAACUCUUUACUGCAACUCUGUGAUUUAUUAAUGUUCAAUGCUGUGGAAAUCCUGUUGAAGCUCUCUAAGCUAUGUUCUAUGUGUGAUGUGCAUGAAGGUGAAGUUGAUUUGUAAUAUUUGUGAUAAUUAAAUUUUUACUUUUGCUUGUU
Molecule: messenger RNA, 867 nt
Organism: Helicoverpa zea (corn earworm)
Lineage: Eukaryota; Metazoa; Arthropoda; Insecta; Lepidoptera; Noctuidae
Product: glycine cleavage system H protein-like
Exons: 5
Coding region: 126-578 (150 amino acids)
Biological process (GO): glycine decarboxylation via glycine cleavage system; protein lipoylation
Cellular component (GO): mitochondrion; glycine cleavage complex; cytoplasm
Source: RefSeq, a predicted model, not a curated record